Nicrophorus vespilloides is the source of this 2951-nucleotide messenger RNA. RefSeq names its product microcephalin. The record is from RefSeq and is a predicted model, not a curated record. Lineage: Eukaryota; Metazoa; Arthropoda; Insecta; Coleoptera; Silphidae. Gene Ontology annotation, biological process: mitotic cell cycle. The transcript has 8 exons. Bases 18 to 2843 code for a protein of 941 amino acids.
GCCAAUUUCCCGAGAGGAUGGAUCGAAGAAAAUCGAUGCGAUGCAAGAGCGUUACCGAAGAGACCCCCAUCGAUGAGAAUAUCUAUAAGAAAAUGCUGGCAUCAAUGAUGAAUGAUCCCAGUAAAAAAGCUAUAUUGAAAAAGCUCAUGAAGGCUGACAAGGAUGCUGUGGAAAAGUAUAAGCAGGCUACGACAAGCAGUCCAUUGAACAAAGUCAAGAGUAAGUACACUGUAGAGAGUCCCACAGCUCAGUUCCGGAGAAGAUUACUGGAAAAUAAUGGGAGAUCUGAGAGUGCAACAAGUUCAGAGAAGUCAGCUGAUCUUCCUACACUUCCCUUUAACAAACUGCUGGAUGGGGUCAAAGCUUAUGUAGAGAUUAGGAACAACAAGGAGGAUAGAUCUGUUGGUGUAAAGGCUCUGAUGGAAAGUAUGGGGGCAGAGAUCAUGAGCAGAUUGUCCAGCCAAACAACACAUGUGAUAUACAAAGAGGGAUCUUAUGAAACUUAUCGUAGAGCAAAAGCAAUGAACAAACAUGUAGUUUCUGUAUUGUGGCUGCAAUCAUUGAAAGAUUUGCGAAAACGCCUUCCAGAGUCUGAUUUUCCAGCCAUUGGUGUUGUCUCCAGUAACACAACUGAUAUAUGUGAGUACAUAAAUUCGAAUUACGCUGAUAUUAUAAAAAAGGAACAGAACAAAGUGGUGACUGAACCUAAGAAGAAAAGAAGCAAAUCCGUGUCAGCAAGCAGCAGCAGAUCUGUGAAAUCGUCAGAAAGUAAAAAAUCGAGCAGCACUAAAUUGCCCGAAUCAUCCGACAACAGCAGUUGUGUCUUGGACGAUAGCAAUUCCGUUGUUCCCGAUACAUCUAAAAUAUCUUCAAUUUCUGGGGACAGUGUGAUAUGCGAAACUCCGAGUCCGAGUGUGAAGAAUAGAAGGAGAACGAGAAUGUUGUACACCGAUAAUAUAAGUAAACUGAUCGAGGAGAGUCGUCCGAAGUCGACGUCGAAGAUAUCGAGAACGCAGAGCGUCUGCGUUUCAUCGGCAAAGAAGUUGUGCAGACAAACACUAUUUGAUUUAUCCAAUAAAUCUGCAGACUCAGAUACGGAUCAGCUCUCAAAGGGUUCGAGCCAGUCGCUGGAGAUUGGCAAGUUCGUCACUCAACGCCGGAAGACCAGAUACAGCAGCUUCCAAAAGGACGAUAGUUUGAAGAAUCUCUCUAACGGUACGACAUCUUUGACCAGCGAUUGUUCCUCGACGGAUCUGUCUACAGAAUCGAAACAUAAUACGCACAGCACUGAUGAACUUGUUCCUUCCUUGGAGGUUUCAUCAAAUAGUACAGACCGUGAUAUGUCCGAGGUUGAGAGGAAAAUGUUGUCGAUGGCGUUGAAGAACGAAAUUAAGGAAGAGUACCAUGGGGUGACAUACAGUAACGACGAUUCUCUGUCAUUGAAAGUGUCAAUUGAUAGUGAUCGUGAACCGUUCUCCUUGAGCGCCAUCGAUAAUUUCUCUUUGCGCGUCUCGGGCAACGACAAUGAGUUGGAGGCGGCCGCCCUUCAGAAGAAAGAAUUUCAGGAUAGCACCGCCGAGUCGUUAUCGUUGAAAGUGUCCAGCGCGAAUAACCUGUCCACGUUUGGAAAUUCAUCUUUGUCCUUCGAGUUGGCCGAAGAGAUUAGCCAAGCCUUGUGCAUUAUUAAUAAAGAUUUGGAGGAUGAUCUGUCGCAGAAAAGUGAGUGCGAUGUUCAGUCGGAUUGUCCGGAAAACAAUGCGGCGAGCAACAAUGAUUCUGCAGAAGGAGAAUCGAGCAAUGAUCGCGAUAACCAAGUGGAAAAACCACGUUCUCCUCCAGUCAGGAAAUCGAUAAGGAUAAAGAAACUUCAGGAAGAUUGUGCGAACGGCGAGAAUGGGUCCUCGCAAAACGGAAAUGUAGUUAAGAAGCGGAGACGCAAACUCUAUAAUCCGGACGGUACAUUGAAACAGUACUUCAAUGAUAUCGAACCGGAAAUUAGAAAAGUGCUACCAAAGAACAAGAACGCGUCCGUGACGUUCAAGAAACCUGAACCGGUCGAUUUGAUCCCAAUUAUUUUGACGCAGAACGCCGCCGCUAAAUUGGCGAUGGAAUCUGGAAAGUCUUGCAGCGAGGAUGAGAAUGCAGCGAUGAGCGCGGACGAAUCGCUACCGAUUAAGCCGAUACUGAACAGGAGGAGUACGAUGGAUUUUGUUCAGGUUCAGAAGUUGCCGAAGACUCGCAGGAACGUGCAGUCGGUUAAUAAACCGACGAUAGUAUGUUCUCGUUUUCAUAGGAACGAGGUCGCGGAGUUCAAGGGAAUUGUGGAGAGGAUGGGCGGAUUUACCGUGGAGAACACUGUAAGCAAAAACACCACGCAUCUGGUGUUGGGAGAUUGCAGUCGGACUAUCAACGUUGUCAAGGGGAUGGCACGGGGGAUUUGGAUACUGAAAUCUGAUUGGUUGCAUUCUUCGUUGGAGCGCGGCAGAUGGUUACCCGAGGAGUCCUUCGAGUAUCUGGAGCUGAAUAAGAAUAUACAAAUUUGCAGAAGAGAACGUGAAGCGUUUGGCAGCAGUUACUCGAUGGACAUCUUCAUGGACUGCGGUGAGAUCUUUGUGAGCAAUUCAACGAAUCCUAGUAGUCAGCAACUGAAGGAACUCAUCAGGUUGUGCAAGGGUGUGGUGUUAAAUUGCAGAAGAAACGCGAAGAUAAUCGUGGGUGCUGUUGUGGGUGUACACAACGAGAACGCGUUGUGUGUGCGCGAGACGUGGGUACUGGACAGCAUCUAUCAAAACUGCUGCAAGAAUCCAGCCCUUUACGCCAUUCCAUCAGUCGACAACGAAUAAACAUCGUACAUUGACAAUGAGCGUAUUUGCGUAUGCUAAUAAUGUACAUUAAUAAUAUGAAUUAUUUUUGCUUUCUGUUGCUUUUUUUUUAAAUGAGUUCGUUUUCUU